Messenger RNA from Acanthoscelides obtectus, 102 nucleotides. The record is from the annotation of a GenBank genome assembly. NCBI's taxonomy places the organism in Eukaryota, Metazoa, Arthropoda, Insecta, Coleoptera, Chrysomelidae.
AUGUCGCCAAGGGAGAAGAUCAAGACUCGCUGGCGGGAUCUAGUUCCAGCUUGCCCAUGGUCAAUCGUGCCUCGUCUAGCGCAACGUUAUUAUCAGAAGUGA